This is a messenger RNA of Lolium perenne, 879 nucleotides long. RefSeq names its product E3 ubiquitin-protein ligase SINA-like 10. Gene Ontology annotation, molecular function: zinc ion binding. The record is from RefSeq and is a predicted model, not a curated record. Lineage: Eukaryota; Viridiplantae; Streptophyta; Magnoliopsida; Poales; Poaceae.
AUGGACAUCAACUGGUUCCGCUGCCCCGACUGCUCCCUCGUCCUCACCCCGCCCGUCUUUCAGACCGAUUUCAUCAUCUCGUACGUCAUGCAGUGCAAGGAGGGGCACCUGGCCUGCGACGGCUGCCGCGCCGGAAAGUGCCAGAGGUGCAACGGCACAUUCAACACCCGGAACAAGGUGGUGGAGCACAUCAUCUCCGUGUCCAAGUUCAAGUGCCCCUUCACCGGCUGCCACGGCUUCUUCCCCUUCCGCGACCUGCGCGCCCACCGCGAGGCGUGCCUCCACGCGCCCUGCUUCUGCGCCGAGCCUGGGUGCACCUUCGCGGCCCCGCCGCCCACGCUCCUCCGGCACCUCGUCGUCGACCACUUAUGGCCCGCGCACCCUGUCGUCUACGGCCAAGUCCUCCGGCUCCGCGCGCCCCUGUUGGAGCCGCGCCGCCUGCUGCACGCCAAGGAGGACGGCGGUGUGUUCGUUGUGGUCAUCGGCGCGCUAGGCGCAGUCACCGCCGUGUCGGUGGUGUGCGUCAGGAAGGCGGGCGGCCCGUCCCAGCCGUGUUACACGGCCGAGCUGCGCGCCAGCGACCCGCCGCUGCCGGGCGCGGGUGCAGCCAGCAUGAUCAGGAUGCCAAUGGAGACGGUGACGAGCACCGACAGGCCCGGCGAGGUCUCCGUGGAGAAGCUGCCUUGGGUUAUGUCAGUACCGUCGACGUAUCUGCUGGCCGGUGUUGAUGGUGAUGGGGCGUCAAAAAAGCUGCACCUGAAGAUCCAGAUUAAGAAAAUUUCCUGAUUUUGGUGAACAUGCAUCAUGGAUUGUAAUAUGAUCCAUGUGGUAAGUUGUAGUCAACCGAAUUCUACGGUUUGUCAUGGCACUGUUGGACAA